Labrus bergylta (ballan wrasse) is the source of this 4814-nucleotide messenger RNA. Lineage: Eukaryota; Metazoa; Chordata; Actinopteri; Labriformes; Labridae. The record is from RefSeq and is a predicted model, not a curated record.
GAGAGCGCAGGGCGGAAGUGCGUCUGCUGUCCCAGCUGUACUGAAAACAAAACAAGACGAGCUGCGACUGCACCAUGAUGGAUGAGCUGGUACAGGACCUGGUGUCUGCUCUGGAGCAGCCCUCAGAGCAGAGGAAACUGUGGGAGGAAAUGGUCCUGAGUCCGUUGCAGCGACGCCGACAAAUCCGCCGUCGCAGAGGCCGCAAGCGCUGUCGGGAUUCCUCCCUCUAUUCUCUGGAGCACAGACGAUACUGGAUUGAAGCCUCUGAGUCCAGCUUGGAUGAAGCCAGAGUGUUCAGAGGGAACUCCUCCUCAACAGUCGCUGCCUCAUUAGCCAACUGCAGUGACUCGGAUGACGUGACAUCAACCUGCCGAUGGCGCUCCGUCAUGAGAGGUCCAGUCAGGACUAGACAGCCCUCCUGGCCAGAGUCUGACUCCUUCACUGAGAAUAAUCCUGGACGGCAGCUCAGGAGGAGGAGAAAGGUCAAAAGAAUGACCCCAGACAUCACACUAACGUUGCAGCAGAAGUUGAAGGUUUCAGGUGUAGAUAGGAGGCGGAGACACAGGCCUUCUAGGAUUCAGCAUCUUUCCGGAUCUAAGAAGAGGUCUGGUGGUUGGGUUGCUGCAGAUCACCAGACUGAGGGAGCAAGGCAGAUGGGAAACGAGUGGUGGAAGAGGAAGAUGGCCAAGAAACACCGAGAUGCUGCAGAAGAUAACAUGUCUGAGGGGGAAACCAGCAGCACAUGCAGCAGUGACCCCGGCCUGUUCACCAAUGAUGAGGGAAGACAAGGCGAUGACGAGCAGAGUGACUGGUUCUUUGAAGGGGACUGUGGAGUUGGAGCUGGUGUGGCCGGCCUGCUGCCCAGCUGGGACUCAGACAACCAGCUUUCCCUUGAGGAUAAUCCUUCGCCCACCUUCCUGCAGCCUGCACGGCCCUCUCAGAGAGGGAAUCGGUAUCAUUCACACCUGAAACGAAUGCCUGGCGCUGCCUCCUGCUGCAUUAGGAAGGAUAGAAGACGGCUGCCCAGCAAGGCAAACAGCAUGCCAGUGUUUGUCAAGAGACUCCGACACUUUUCUCAAGAUUCGUACCAGAGAGAUUUUUGGCUGCCUUCUGUUGGGAAACGAGAAAGAUCCCAGGUAUGUUUUUAUAUCUCGAAGCCUUUGUGUCCUAUUGACAUGAUGUCAGGCUCCCGUCUCAGAUGUCCCUCGUCAGUCUGCAGAAACAGGCAGACUAACGUCUCUCUGGGACUGUUGAGCACAGCAGAGUCCAGGAGGAGGGAAAGAGGAGCUGCAACUACCACAACAUCAGCUAGCAACCCAUUUCAUAAGGAUCACCAGGGGGAGGAGGCACAGGGAGCCAGCAACACCUCCACCCAAGAGGCUGUGGGACCAAACACCAAAUUUUCCCAGUCAUUCACCUCUGCACAUCCUGAGAGUUUAUCUUUUCUUACAGCGGGGACCAUAAACGAGGCUGGACAGACACACCUAAGUCUGGACGAGCGUGCUGAAAGCAAAGCUACAGAACCAGAGGAAGAAAAGAGUGAUCCUCCACUUCCUACGGAAUCUUAAAGACAAAGAAAAAAUACAAUCAUUUCUCCUAAAAUCAGCAUGUGACUGCCAGAUCCACUCUUUCCUGCUAGUAUAUUAAGCAUGACAAAUGUUAAUGCAAUCAAGCCUUGUUAACCCUCCGCCAUCUCCUCAAGGAAGAAAGCAGCUUCAAGAGGCCCCUUGUUUGACUCAAGACUUGACAGCUCCUCCUGUUUCCACACACAUGGUCUCCAGGCCACCUGCUACCAUAAAAUACAGCAAUUAUGUCCACUCUAGUAGCACAGCGAUUGUCAGUGGGAACACUGGGAAGGGGGUCAGGUAAAUGUUUGGCGGCUGUGCAGUUUUUUUUUUUGCUCUAAGUUCAGCAGCACGUAGCUAGCUUCCAGACACAUUUGAGCAUCAGAAUGUUUAGCUGCCACAUGCUGCUACAAAGUUCAGAGAGGCAACCACCGGUAGAGAGCCACACAAAGUACAGGCCUCCUAUUAACAUGGAUUUAAAAAGCUACAGUGUGUACAAAGGUGCUCAUUAGCACAACACAGAGGGAGUGUGGUCGCCAUCCUCGGAGGCCUGCCUCUGUUCUCCUCAGCUUACCUUCCAUAUUCAAAUUUUGCCCAAAUGCAUUUAAGUUCAAGGCCGGCUGCAAAUCCGUUUGAACAGGCCUUUUUUUUCGGUAGUGGUGGAUUAGUUGCUUUUGGCGCUGUGCAGAGAGAGGCAAAGAAAAGGAGUCAGAGGAGCUGCUGGAGACAGCGAGGAGAGUCGUACACCGUCUUUUCACCUACCCUUGGGGUAUACAUUUCUCUGACUCGUGCCCCAUCAGAUGCAUUAAAGGAUCAAUGGCAGCAUACAGUGAGAUCAAACGCUAACAAUUUUCCAAGCUGGAAAACAAGCCGCAUUUUUAGAGUCUUUUUUUUUUAUUGUAGUAAAGUGGACUCUACAGUAUAGGUGAUAAGUGUUGAAGUCUUUUAAAAACAGAAGUGCUACUUCUGCACAUAACCAGCUUGCUUGCAAUCAUCCUGAAAAGUAUUUUACAGGGGCAGCCGUUUUCUUUUUUGUGUUAUUUUUUUAACAUGCCCCCCCCAAAAAAAACUUGUAUCUAAAAUCCUCCUAGUACAUAUUACACAGGUAAGCACUUACUAUAAUAAGCGCAUAAGAAACCUUUUUAGUGAAUCCAACCGUAUUACAUUCAGCUGCACACUGCAUGUCUUCUUAGACACCUUAAAGUCUUAUUUAAGAGAAGAAUCUCUUUAGUAGAAUGAGAUUUGCCAAUUAACAUGAGUUAUAUGUCUGCAAUAAUCCGUCUGAGAAGGCUUUAUGUGAUCAUGUUGGCCAGGGAUGACAUUUAUAAAUGCUGUGUGUGCACACUCGUCUAAAUGGAUGCCUCACACAAGACAUCCUGCCACAGGAAUCAGUCAAAGUGUAGAGGAAGGCAGCAACCCCCACCCCCUCCUGCCCAAGAUACUUUUCAUGUAUCUGCUGCUCGAGCUGGACCUUGGAGUCCGAUUGUGUGCUCUUCCCAGCCCAGGAAACACAGCAGAUUGAUAGAAAUAUCAACGUUUGAUCGUGGUAAUAAAAAUAAAAAAGAGAGAUUUUGACAAAUAUAUUGGGGACUUCUUUGAGACAUAUGCCCCUUGAUGCUGAGGUAUUGACUGUAUGGUAUUUUCAGAAGCUCUUCUUGCUGUGGCAUUAUCUGUCAGUCUGUGUUUCGGUGACAAAGCCUUGACAGGGGAGGAGGACGCAGCAUUUCAGAUGGUGUUACAUGAGAAGUAUGCAUGGGAAACACCUCACCUGCCUCUCAGGUAAUUAGCAGCCACCAUAUCGACAUCUCAGACAGACUGUAUGCCCCCAAAAUGAAUUUCCAAUGGCCAGGAAGUUGGGAGAAUGGCUUCCGCACAGCCAGUCAAUUGCCCUGUUACAGUUAAGGAAUCCAGCGGCUUGGUACCACUCAUAUUUCAUCCAAGGUAAAGAUUACCUGUCAGGCCCAUGGGAGAUGUAUUGAUCUGUUUUCCUUUUUCCGCCAGCAAUCACCUGACAAAGGCACCUAGGAGGCGAGUGAAUGAGUGAUGCCUGGUCUGUCUGCUCCAGCACCGUGGCUGGUAGUGUCCACUGAUGGGUGGAGAAGUGAUGAGGAAGAGGAGAGAUAAUGCAGUCAUAAACUCUGUUUGAACCUCCUCUGUAUGCAUGCAGGGCAGCCCCCUCGGUCCCCUUCAGGGUCACAGGUCAGUGGGGAAUUUGCUUUUUUUUUUGUGUGUGUAGCUCCUUUCUUGUCAGUGGCGUUUGUUCUUGCUGUGUAGACUGUAGUGAUGAUAGAAACACAUGCAAAAGAGGCUCUCUGGUUCCUGCUGACAAAUGCAUGUUGCGAGUCACCGUAGUUCAACUCACUUUGGGUUUCAAAAGAAUCCCAGUUUGAUCCGGAAACCCUGCUCACAAUAAAAUCCAACCUUGUGUGGUCAGGGUUUCUGGUGACUGUAAGUGUGGCAAUACAGCACUAUCAAGAAUCAAUAUAUUAUACAAUAUGUAAUGUGUUUUGGCAGCUAAAACUGUAUAUAUCUGCCUUGUUCAGUUGAAUGUCAGAGUCAAUUUAUGAGAUGUGCAUUUAAAGUGAUUUCACUGUUUUAAAUGUGUUGUAUUUAAGCAUCAUAACAGGUUCAUUAAUUGAGGAUUUUGGGCUGAGGACAUUAAAUUAAAUUUAAUAAUAGAUAAAAGUUAUGUCCCUGUUUUUUUACUGGCGUAAUUUUAAAUUCAUUUACAAGGAUUUAAAUAUAUCUCCAUGUUAUCAGUGCUCUUAGGCAGCUAUCCACAUUUGAUAUGUUGUACAAAUAGCAUCUUAUCUCACAGGCUGUUAUCUUUAUAUUUAAUAGGAGCGGAGGCAUGCCUAAUUGCUUUGCAAAUGAUCUAAAGAGGAUUACUCCUCACUCAGAAAGCCUGCAUGUUGUCGCUAGAUAUUAGAGAGACAUUAAAAUUUAAAAAAAAGGAAUCUGACCUGCAGUGCAGCGUUUAUGAACUGUCAAAAUACAUGUCAGUACGAGGUUGAUUCUCUGCUGUAUACACAUAAUAAUGAACUAUUAUGGGUUCAAACUGUUUAAAGUUUGUAAUGUGUUAGACAUUUGCCUGUUUUCAAAAUGAUGCAACAGGAUUUUUCUAAUGAUGUAAUGUCUUAUCUUCAUGUCUUGUGAUGUUGAAAUCAUGUUGAGUAUUUAUAGGAAUAAGUACUACAGUAUCUAUUUAUUUCAAAUGCUGAUUUGUGUGCAAUAAAUGAUUGAUCAUGA